Messenger RNA from Salvelinus fontinalis (brook trout), 8990 nucleotides. RefSeq names its product gamma-aminobutyric acid type B receptor subunit 2-like. Gene Ontology annotation, biological process: G protein-coupled receptor signaling pathway; gamma-aminobutyric acid signaling pathway. The coding region runs from base 902 to 3712 and encodes 936 amino acids. The record is from RefSeq and is a predicted model, not a curated record. Lineage: Eukaryota; Metazoa; Chordata; Actinopteri; Salmoniformes; Salmonidae. Gene Ontology annotation, cellular component: membrane; G protein-coupled receptor heterodimeric complex. Gene Ontology annotation, molecular function: G protein-coupled GABA receptor activity. The transcript has 19 exons.
UAUAUUUUUCUGCUUCCACUCGCUCGCGCUCUGAGCAGCAACAGCAUUAAAUAAGUGAAGCCUUUAACAGACACUCAGGCAGCCGCAACAUCGUCCGCAGCGAGCGCACACACACUGACACAAGUCGCGUGGGCUGUCAGGACGCCGACGCCAUCUGUUCUCGCCCACUCUGGACACGCUGCAAUCAAGACUGCUUUUAAGAUUAUCUAUUUAGGCAAUUUUAAUCAGAAUUACCAUAUUCUCUUCGCCCUGAAUAGACUACAUAUUGUAGUGCGUUGACACGGAUGCUCUAUUAGGCUAAUCUGAUGCCUCUUUGGCUGGGGAAAAUACUCCGGAGGUACAUUUGUAUCCAUAACAAUUGUCACCGAGAGUGGCUGACUGGUCGUCCUCUGUCAUCUUGAAGUUGUUUUAUUGAGCAUCCUACAGACUGUGAAUUGUGAUGUACUUGUGCCAUGGUCACGCUAGUUCCCCAAGGUGAGGAGAGGGAUUGAGUUGGAGAGAUUUUUUAACGCGGAGGGAGUUGUUGUGGCUCACGGAGACCAGGAGGAGAGAGACAACCGUCGGCGCUAAUAACACCUUCUGCAUCAGAACCGUCUCGGUUUCUUCCAUAUAUGGCACACCACUAAAACUGGACCCUUGGAUUAAUUUUACAGAAUACCUGUCAACGAGAAUAUAUCUGUUUUAAAUUCCCUGUAAUAGACUUCAAUCAGGUCGAGGUGUCUCACUGCGGUUGAACCCCCUACCAAGGCUAAGGUUGCGGUUUUAUCGUUUGGACCAUUUUAAUAGGCUACUAUAUUUCCCUCUCGGGUGGAUUGUUUGACCAUCUCGGACGACCCCAAAUGUGCGAUGGCUGAGCAGUGAGAGCUCGGUGGGAUCUGCUUUGGUCUUCCUGCACAGUAGCAUGGCCCCGUCCCGACGGCACUGCGGAUGGGAGAUGACGCCUCUGUCGGUAUGCCUGCUCCUGUCCAUCUUGAUGUUUCAGCCUGCGCUAGCCAAGGUCUGCAACGACUAUACGAGGCACGGUCAGGACAACAGCUGGUUCUCGGGGGAUAAUGAAAAGUUGCCCAUCAUGGUGCUCAUGCCGAUGAACGAGUCGGCGCUGAUGAGCAGCAUUAGUCAGGGCAUCGAGCCCGCAGUUCAACUGGCCAUACAACAUAUAAAAGAGUCACGGAAUUACAAGUUUUCACUCAUCACCAAAAUCUACGACACCGAGUGUGACAACGCCAAGGGAUUGAGGGCCUUCUUUGAUGCCAUAUGCUACGGACCCAAACACCUGAUGAUCUUUGGAGGGGUGUGUCCGUCCGUGACGUCCAUCAUUGCUGAGUCACUGGAGGGGUGGAACCUGGUGCAGCUCUCCUUUGCGGCAACAACCCCGGUUCUGGCCGACAAGAAGAAGUACCCCAACUUCUUCCGGACGGUUCCGUCAGACAACGCAGUGAACCCAGCAGUGGUCAAGUUCCUCAACUUCUACCACUGGAGCCGUGUGGGGACCCUCACACAGGAUGUCCAGAGGUUCUCAGAGGUGAGGAAUGACUUGACCAAUGAGCUGGAGAAGGCAGACAUCCAGAUUGCUGACACCGAGAGCUUCUCCAACGACCCCUGUGUCAAUGUCAAGAAGCUCAAGGAUAAUGAUGUGAGGAUCAUUAUCGGACAGUUUGAUGAGAAUCUGGCCUCCAAAGUAUUCUGCUGUGCGUACAACCUGAACAUGUAUGGUAGUAAGUACCAGUGGAUCAUACCAGGCUGGUACCAGGGGAACUGGUGGGAGCAGGCCAACUCCACCAACUGCACCACCAGGAAGCUGCUGACCGCUAUGGAGGGAUACAUCGCUGUGGACUUUGAACCGCUCAGCGCCAAACAGGUCAAGGGCAUCUCUGGAAGGACACCUAAGGAGUAUGAGAGGGAGUACAGUAAAGAGCUGCAGCAGAAGGGAGUGGAGCCCUCAAAGUAUCACGGAUUCGCCUACGACGGGAUCUGGGUAAUAGCUAAGACCCUGACCCGCGUCAUGGAUUUACUGCAGCACAAGGAGAGGCAGGACAUGUACCACAACCUCACUGUGGACGACCGUGAGGUGGGCAAGCUGGUGCUGGACGUCAUGAACGAAACCAACUUCUAUGGCGUCACGGGCCAAGUCAUGUUCAGGAACGGAGAACGGAUGGGCACGAUCAAAUUCACACAGUUUCAAGAGGGUCAGGAGGUGAAGGUCGGAGAGUACAAUGCUAUUGCUGAUGUCCUGGACCUUAUUAACAACACCAUGAGGUUCCAAGGGGUGGAGCCUCCUAAGGACCGUACGUUUGUGCGUCUGCAGCGUCGCAACAUCAACGUACCCCUCUACAGCAUCCUGUCUGUUAUCACCAUCCUGGGCAUGCUCAUGGCAGGGGCCUUCCUCUUCUUCAACAUCAAAAACCGCAACCACAGACUGAUCAAGAUGUCCAGUCCCUACAUGAACAACCUCAUCAUUCUGGGAGGAAUGCUGUCCUACUCCUCCAUCUUCCUCUUUGGCCUGGAUGGCGCCUUGGUGUCCGACAAAGAGUUUGAGGCCCUGUGCACCGUGCGAACGUGGAUCCUCAUCGUAGGGUAUACGACAGCGUUCGGCGCCAUGUUCGCCAAGACCUGGAGAGUCCACGCGAUCUUCAAGAAUGUCAAGAUGAAGAAAAAGAUUAUCAAGGACCAGAAGCUGCUGAUCAUUGUUGGUGGGAUGCUGCUGAUUGACCUAUGCAUCCUCAUAUGCUGGCAGAUCGUUGACCCGCUGAAGAGGACCGUGGAGGAGUACAGCUUGGAGGCGGACCCCCAGGGGCAGGACAUAGCCAUCCGGCCCUUCCUGGAACACUGUGAGAACACACACAUGACCAUUUGGCUGGGGAUUGUCUACGCUUACAAGGGCCUGCUUAUGUUGUUUGGUUGUUUCCUGGCCUGGGAGACGAGGAACGUGAGCAUCCCGGCCCUGAAUGACAGCAAGUACAUCGGGAUGAGUGUGUACAACGUGGGCAUCAUGUGUAUCAUCGGGGCGGCCGUGUCCUUCCUCACGCGAGACCAGCCCAAUGUGCAGUUCUGCAUCGUGGCUCUGGUCAUCAUCUUUUGCAGCACGAUCACUCUCUGUCUGGUGUUUGUGCCAAAGUUCAUCACGAUGAGGACCAAUCCGGACGCUGCCACUCAGAAUCGGAGGUUAAAGUUCAAUACGAACCAGAAGAAAGAGGACUCCAAGAUGUCCACGUCAGUGACGAGUGUGAACCAGGCCAACACGUCCAGACUGGACGGCCUGCAGACCGACAACCACCGCCUCCGUAUGAAGAUAACAGAGUUGGAUAAGGAACUGGAGGAGGUGACCAUGCAGCUGCAGGACACCCCAGAGAAGACCCCGUACAUCAAGCAGAACCACUACGGAGACGUCAACAACAUCCUCAGCAUACGCAACUUUACCGACGGCAAAGAGGGGGAGAAAUCGAUACUGAAGAAUCAUCUUGAGCAGAAGCCUCAGGCUCAGUGGGGCUCCAUGGACCCUUCCAGAAUAAACAGAGGUCCUCUGGAGGAUAUCAACUCACCUGAACACAUACAGCGCAGGCUGUCGUUGCAGCUGCCCAUCCUGCACCAUGCCUACCUACCCUCCAUAGGGGGGGUGGACGCCAGCUGUACCAGCCCCAACGCCAGCCCCAGCUCCAGCCCGCGGCACAGACACAUGCCGCCGUCCUACCGGGUCAUGGUCUCAGGCCUGUGAGCAUCAGUCGCCCCUGGCGCUACCAAGAAAGACAUCCGUGUAAAAAACAACAACAAGCAGACUGUGACUGAGGUCAUCAGCGAUAGUGGAAUAUAAUGUGUGUUGGACCAGGGAGGGGGAAGUUUGAUCCACUCUUCAUGCCUCGGUCUCUAGAUCCCCUCUCUAGAACCAUGGGUCGGGGAAAGGGGAGAGGGCACAGAGGACCUUACAAACGAUGACACAUCCACAGCUACAACCCCCCCCCCCCCCCUUCCCCCCAGGCAGCAGAGGACCAGACCUGACCAGUAGCGUAUCUGCUUCGGAAGGUUUUAUGUUGUUGUUGUUUUUCUUUUGCCAUACACUUGACUAUGUGUGAACUUGUCAAAACUUGAGUAUUUCGCUACUUCAAUGCCUAGAAGGUGUUAGGUGUUACUAUAGGAACAAAGGAGUUCCAGAUCGGACUGAUGUAGAAUUCAUCAAAAUUCACCAUUGUGAACAAACAUGUAAAUAUCAUACUGACUUUGACUUACCGUAAGCUUUGAUUGAGUAUGCUGUCAAUUAAUAUAUGGGGGGAUGGGGGGCAGGUCUGUAUCAGCGUAGGUCCUUAAAAACUCAUAUAAAAACUUAAAAACUGGCAUCCUACAAAGCAAAAUGUAAGACAAAUUGGUUUGUGUAAUAUUACUGCCUCAUUGUAGUAUGUUAAUUAUGUUAAAUGGAUUGGCCAUUGGCAAGAAGUAAGGCACCAGCGGCCAAUUCUUUUAACUUUCACACAGCUUAUUUUCCACUUUGCUAAAUUUGCACCAUUCGUUUUUCUUUAAGAUUAUACUAUCUUGUUUCAUAGGUUUUUAAUGUGUUUCAACUACCAUAGUUUAAUUUGUCUCCAAACAAGCAUGACAUGCUACAGUACAGGUUAAUUAUGGGCUUAGUGGGCAACAGAACCAAACAGAAUAGAUUUCCAGGAACUAAUAGUAAUGUGACUCUAUGUACAGUACAACAUGAACACAAACAAAUAGUCACCUACACAAACACAGAAAGAUACACACCUUUAGGUAAAGUGCUCACCAUAUUCUAGUGGUGUUAGGUGUCCUGACAAGGCUUUGCCAAAGAUCAGUCUGAAGACCAGCAAGCUUCCAUUACAACGGGUUGGUCUUCGCCCCACCAGUGUAAAUGGUCCAGAAACUGUCAUGUCACUCUAUGUAGGGAGUGGGGACCACCCAACGCAGCACCCAGAGCUCUGUUACCUCACUGUUGUGAGGCUGAAGGAGAGGCUUUGUAAUGACCAUAUUUUUCAUAAGUCAAUGAAAUAGGUGCAAGGUCAGGCAGCAUCAAAAGUGGUGCAAAACUGAGAUUAAAAACUCGGGAAGAAGUUCUGUUGACAAGCAAUAUAUGCAGAUAGUGAAGAGUGACAAGGAAGUGUGUUUGUCAGUUAGGUUCCAUUGGUAGUUUCGAAACAGUGAAAUUAAGUUUUAAGUUGUUUCAAUCAAUAAAUCUGAAUUUCAAUGACCAAAAUGGCAAGUGGAAGAUGCAUGUGAGCUGUAUGUGAACCCUAUCCAGGAGACCCCAGCACUGUCAGUCAACGAAACAAUGGCACCACAGACUGGGAGAGAAGCAUCUGUAUAUCGUGGCAGGUCUACUAUACAGUGAUGUUGUGAAAAAUCACCUGCCACUUAGCAACAGUGGAACAUAACUCAUAGUUGCUUUUAAAAUGUUUUUCUGUGUAGUCGGCCCAAAGGUCAUUUAUUGUUGUAAAAAGGGCCGUAGACAUAGCUAGCUAACGUUAUUUUAUUUGUACAACUGUUGUCACAAAAAAAACAUAAAAGUGGACAAAUCCAUGAAUAAGCUACGUAUCAUCAUUAGAAGUCUAAAUAGAUUUGUUUCAGCAUAUAUUUCACCAUUGGUGUCUUGGUUAAAAGACGUUUGUUGAGCACUGUGCCUGUAAUCUUAUCCUGUAGCCUGCAGGAGCCACAGUGUACAGCAGUUCCAGUAGGUAGUGCUGGUGGUGUGGGCUGGGCAAACUAAACUAAACAAGCAUCUGUAACACAUCUGUAAAUUGUACAAGCUGUCAUGAUUUCUUUCCCAUUCAACGCUCCAACUCCUGGGACAUACAGUACAGUGUGGGAUAGAUAGAUACAUUGGGGACAAUUCCACUCCAGAGAGUGGGCUGCUCUGUGAGCUGGACCUGGCAUCUGAACACUGAUGAUGUCUGUCAGCCACCGCAAAGAAGAAACCCAUUGGAGGACGAGCGAUGGGUAGAGGAGGAGCAGGUCUGCUAAUGGACACAUCCAUAUGUAACUCCUGUCUGAGCUCCCCCCCCUAGCCUGGAGCCAAUUGGGGCUAAGGAAACCCUGUCCAGAGCAGCAACACAGCAGCACAGACCUUCCAUGAAGCCAAAAGCUUAAGUGAGACACUGGGUCUGGUUGUUCAUUCAGAAAAAAACACAUUUUAUAUAUUACAUUAUAUGUGAUUCUGUUAAAUUUGCUGAUACCCUGAUGGUGUCGAUGUACGUAUGGAAUAUUUGGUAUUUGGCUUUCUCAAGAUGGCAUGAAAUAAAAUGUAUAUUCACAUAAGAGUAACCUCUGUUUUUGCAACUGUCAUGGCAAAUUCACUCUGUUCUUUCUUCUCACUCCAAGUCAGUUUUUUUUUAAAUGUUGUAUUUCUUUUUUACUUUGCUUUUAGUUCAGCAAACCUGUUGUUCCGCAGACUGGUCACAUUCUUCAAGAGUACAUCAUCAAUCCGUCAAUGUCAAAGCCACAAUUCUGUGAGAAAUCCCCCCCUAUACAAUAUAAUGUAAAUGACAUGCAGCAUUACACUUGCUGCAAGAUGCUGAGUGCCAUAAAAAUGUACAACACUUAAUAGCUUUGGCUAGCUAUAUCAGAACGAACCUAUAGAACGGUCAAUUACAUAUUUUUUAAAAUCCUUUCCCGGCACCUGUGUCACUUUUUAUUGUUAUUACAAAAUGCCAAAUGCUGGUUAUCAGGUAUUGUUACUUUGCUUUGCAAUGUGCCCUAAUUUUCUAUUAUUAAUUUAAAACAUUUCUCAACAUCUACAAAGUUAUUCAAAUGCAAUGUUGGUAAUUAAAGGGCUCAUAAUAACUCGUUUAUGCUAAUGUUCUGUAUUCCUCAGUUCUUCUGUUUCUUUCAGUUUAAAGGUGAAAGCACAUGUACAGUACCAAUCAAAAGUUUGGACACACAUACUCAUGAAAGGGUUUUUCUUUAUUUUUACUAUUUUCUACAUUGUAGAAUAAUAGUGAAGACAUCAAAACUAUGAAAUAACACAUAUGGAAUCAUGUAGUAACCAAAAAAGUGUUAAACAAAUCAAAAUAUAUUUUAGAUCUUAGAUUCUUCAAAGUAGCCACCCUUUUCCUUGAUGACAGCUUUGCACACUCUUGGCAUUCUCUCAACCAGCUUCACCUGGAAUGCUUUUCCAACAGUCUUGAAGGAGUUCCGAAAUAUGCUGAGCACUUGUUGGCCACCUCAAUUGGGUUGAGGUCGGGUGAUUGUGGAGGCCAGGUCAUCUGAUGCAGCACUCCAUCACUCUCCUUCUUGGUCAAAUAGCCCUUACACAGCAUGGAGAUGUGUUGGGUCAUUGUCCUGUUGAAAAACAAAUGAUAGUCCAACAACGCAAACCAGAUGGGAUGGCGUAUCGCUGCAGAAUGCUGUGGCAGCCAUGCUGGUUAAGUGUGCCUUGAAUUCUAAAUAAAUCACUGACAGUGAAAUCAGCAAAGCACCCCCACACCAUCACACCUCCUCCUACAUGGUUCACGGAGGGAACCACACAUGCAGAGACCAUACGUUCACCUACUCUGUGUCUCACAAAGGCACUGUGGUUGGAACCCAAAAUCUCAAAUUUGGACUCAUCAGACCAAAGGACAGAUUUCCACAGGUCUAAUGUCCAUUCAUCGUGUUUCUUGGCUUAAGCAAGUCUCUUCUUCUUAUUGGUGUCCUUUAGUCGUGGUUUCUUUACAGCAAUUCGACCAUGAAGGCCUGAUUCACACGGGCUCUUCUGAACAGUUAAUGUUGAGGUGUGUCUGUUACUUGAACUCUGUGAAGCAUUUAUUUGGGCUGCAAUUUCUGAGGCUAGUAACUCUAAUGAACUUAUCCUCUGCAGCAGAGGUAACUCUGGGUCUUCCUUUCUGUGGCAGUUUUCAUGAGAGCCAGUUUCAUCACAGCACUUGAUGGUCUUUGCGAAUGCACUUUCAAAGUUCUUGAAAUUUUCCUGAUUGACUGACCUUCAUGUAAUAACGUAAUGAUGGACUGUCAUUUCUCUUUACUUAUUUGAGCUGUUCUUGUCAUAAUAUGGACUUGGUCUUUUACCAAAUAGGGCUAUCUUCUGCAUACCACAACCUUCCUUUUCACAACACAAUUGAUUGGCUGAAACACAUUAAGAAGGAAAGAAAUUCCACAAAUUAACUUUUAACAAGGCACACCUGUUAAUUUAAAUGCAUUCCAGUUGACUAGCUCAUGAAGCUGGUUGAGAGAAUGCCAAGAGUGUGCAAAGCUGUCAUCAAGGCAAAGGGUGGCUACUUUGAAAAAUCUCAAAUCUCAAAUAUAUUUUGAUUUGUUUAACACUUUUUUGGUUACUACAUGAUUCCAUGUGUUAUUUCAUAGUUUGAAUGUUUUCACUAUUAUACUACAAUGUAGAACAUAGUAAAAAUAAAGAAAAACCCUUGAAUAGGUGUGUCCAAACUUUUGACUGGUACUGUAUAUAUAUAUUCAUAUAUUUGUAUAUAUUGUCAUUAGGGUUUCUGGAAAAUCUAUAUGUCCCAAAAUAUAAGAAUAUGAGAAAUAUAUAUAAAAUGAUUCAUUCUGUAACUGUUUUUGUCAAUUUCAUAUGUGGUAUACCAUACAAACAUUGUAGAAUUUAAGUUCAAUAAUAAAUAUUAACCUUAUUUUAAAUGAUAAAUAUAUGUAUGAGAGGGGCAAUAACCUGUUUUCUUAUUCCAGAAAGAUAGAGAACUAUAUAUACAAAUCUUUAUGUUCAUAAGAAAUCUUGACGUUCACAACACCCACAAUGAUACUUGGAACUCAAUGGAAACUUUUUUAUUUACAGUAUCUGUAACUAUGGUAUGUACAGUUGAGAUAGAUAUGAAAACUUGUAUAAAAUAAGUAUCACACUGGAACACAAGAACAUUUUGGAACCAUCGGUUGUUAUCGGGGGUUUUGAACAGCCUUCUUCUUUAAUAGUCUGAAUGUUAUGGACAGCCUUUACAUUUCACAUCAUCGUUAAAUAAAGUGAGACUGAAAAUAAAUCCAUAAAAUGUUUGUUUUGAUCUAUUAAAAAUGGAAAAUAGGUUAAAGAA